Molecule: messenger RNA, 1062 nt
Organism: Stylonychia lemnae
Lineage: Eukaryota; Ciliophora; Spirotrichea; Sporadotrichida; Oxytrichidae
Source: the annotation of a GenBank genome assembly
AUGAAAAGUUAAGAUUAAUCUCAAACUAACUCAUCGGUGAUUGGAUCCAAACCAAAUAAGCAAUUGUUGAGUGCAAAUUACUAGAACCAACAUAAUUAGAAUGAACAUAACUCAAAUAAUUUAGAUUUGCUCAAAAUCAACGAGAAUAUCGACUAAGAAUUAUAAUAGGGCAAUAAGCACGGGCUGGUGAACUUAGCCUUAGGUUCUUGUGAGGUAAGAGACGGGUCACUCAGAAGCGAUGUACUUUAUAAAACAAUAAUAAGAGAUAUGAGGAAAUAUUAUAGUUUGGAUUUGAAUGGCUCAACCAAUUUUAUCAAGAAAAAGCGUCACAAAGAUGACAAAUAUUUCUAUGAGUGUAUUUUUGAAUACAUAAACCAAAAAUUCCCCUAUUUCCAGGCAGAUCUAUAAAAUUUAUAAUAAAACAGAGAUCCCCCUGCCCUAACAUUUAAAUAACAUUAGUAACGAGCGAAGAAAGUGCCAGACUUUAAUGACAUUAUAUGCUUUAUUGGUUGUCUUCUAUACCCCAAAGACAUCAAGAAUGCAAUAGACUGUUUCGAUGGGAAGAACAACGAGAGGAUUUCAAGAUUAACAUAAUUCAAAGAUCACAAUGUUGAUUACAAGACUUUGCAUUCGUACCUAUAUAACUUUAGUUUGGAGAAAUUAAACAAUCUUAUAAAAAUGAAAUAUUUUGCAUUCUUUUACUGCCAUUACUACCUAGAUGGCAUAAUUAAGAAUUAACGAAUAGAGAAAAAAGUUAACAUGAACAAAUAUCGGGAUUCAUACCAUGAGGCGUCUUACUUAAUCUUUAAGCUUUGUCAAGGAACGCUUGUAAAAAUGAUAGAAUCCAUAAAAAAUAAUGCUAAGUACAUCGAUCUCUAUAAUAAUAUCAAAGAGCUCUUAGCAAAAGAUAAAUCCGGAAAGAAUCUAUCGGUAAACCAGACAAAAAAUAAUCAAAUUGACGAGCCAGACCCAUAAUUUUUAAUUCCAAAGAAACUAAGAAGAGGAUAGAGUAUAUAUACAUUGGAAAAAAAUAUUCGAGCUGGAGAUGGCUCUCUGGCUUGA